AGCAGCCAAUCAGCGACGUCGUUUCAUGGCAGGUACCCGGAUGUACCCGUCAGGCAACCCGCUACGUCAUUGUUCACCGCCGGACACCCGCUGGAAAUACGGAAUGGAUUUAAAAUUGGUAUUAACGGAUUUAUAACGCAUUUCAGCUAUGAACAAUGACCAUAGUUGACAGAUCUUCAGAGAAGUCUGACCACGAGUCAGUGGGAUUUAACCGAUCCUCCUUCACAAGUGGUGACGUGGGCAUGGAUGGCAGUUGUUCCAGCAGCUGGCCAGUGGGUCCCACCAUGCCAAGUGACUCUCCAAGGAUCAAGUCUCCAGGAGGGUGUUUGGGUCCAACCCCCUGCGCUGCUGUCCAGAACAGUACACUGUCCUCUAUCGACCGGUCCAAGGACCAAGUUAUUAGCAGUGGCGAUGGAAUUGAGUUGCCCCAGAAGGUCCUAUUUUCUCCAGAGCGGCUCAGCCUAAAGUGGAACCAGGUUCACCGCAUCGGAGCUGGCCUGCAAAAUAUGGGGAACACCUGUUUUCUCAACUCAGCUCUGCAGUGUCUCACUUACACCCCUCCAUUAGCUAAUUACAUGCUGACACGGGAACACUCCAAAACAUGUCAUGAGCCAGGCUUCUGUAUGAUGUGCACCAUGCAAAACCACAUCAUUCAGGUUUUUGCCAACUCUGGGAAUGUCAUUAAACCCAUUGGUGUCCUCAAUGAGCUCAAAAGGAUUGCAAAGCACUUUCGCUAUGGAAGCCAGGAGGAUGCGCAUGAGUUCCUGCGGUACACUGUGGAUGCUAUGCAAAAGUCCUGCUUACCUGGAACCAAAUUGGACAGGCAAACGCAGGCAACAACUUUCAUUCAUCAAGUAUUUGGCGGGUACCUAAGGUCCAGAGUGAAAUGUUUAAACUGCAAAGCAGUUUCAGACACAUUUGACCCUUUUCUGGAUAUUACUCUUGAAAUUAAGAUGACGCCCAGUGUUUCCAAGGCUCUGGAGCAGUUUGUCAAGCCUGAACAACUGGAUGGUGAAAACGCCUACAAAUGCACCAAGUGCAAAAAAAUGGUCACAGCCUCAAAGAGAUUCACAAUCCACCGCAGCCCCAAUGUGCUCACUCUGUCACUCAAACGAUUUGCAAACUUUACUGGAGGAAAACUUACAAAGGAUGUGAAGUAUCCAGAGUACCUCGACCUGCAACCUUUCAUGUCUCAGUCACAAGGGGAAUCCCAAAUCUACGGGCUGUAUGCUGUACUAGUUCACUCUGGGUUCAGCUGUCAUGCUGGACACUACUUCUGCUAUAUUAAGGCCAGCAAUGGUCAGUGGUAUCAGAUGAACGACUCUUCUGUGUCUGUGAGCGAUAUCCGGUCUGUCCUCAAUCAACAGGCGUAUGUUCUUUUCUACACCAAAUCCUAUGAUAUGAAAAAAGCUGGCGACUACAACAACCUGAGCCAUAGCCCAGGCCUCUCGGGUCAGUCAUCUCCACGGCCAGUUGUGACACCACGCAUUAACAACGCUGUCCACCACAACAACAUUGGUUUCAUCGGUCCCCAAUUGCCACCACACAUGGCCAAGAACACUGUCCAUAUUAACGGGAAUGGAACUCUUAGGGAUUAUCCCACCAGCUCUAAGAGCAGCACCAGCAGUGCAUUAGGAAAACCUGGCCACGUACCGACUCCCUCCUCCAUUUCACACGCAGUCAGCCGACCUACAAUGAUACCAGACCAAGACAAAAGACAAAAGCUUUCAUUUUUCAUUGGACAAGGCAAACAAAACCGACCAUCCUCUUCAUCUUCUUACAGCCAGCCCUCCUCUGCUAGCAGCUCCUCCUCUGCUAACAGCUCCUCCUCUGCUAGCAGCUCCUCCUCCAGCUCUUUAUCCUCCUCACAGUCUACCUCAGACGUCCAGUCGGACAUCCGAUUUGUUCCACGUCAAUUUAACCAUGUUAACGGCAAGUCUAGCAGUAAUGGCGAAUACCCCGCUGGCGGAAAUGGAGCGUCUUUCUUGGUGCCGUACAGCCAAGAGUCUUCAGAAGAAUCUGAUCAGGAGACUUGCAGCACCAUGGAUAAUGGGUGCUUAUCCAAGUCUCAGACUAAAGAAAGUAACAUCGUAGGAGAUGAAUGUGCUGCUUCUCCUAAAACCACCAAUGGAGAGUCAGGAGUGCACCAUAAUGGCAAUGAUUUAAAUGGAGCAACCUGCGGAGUCUCUAAAUCCAACCAGAAUGGACAGUAUUAUGGACACCACAAAGUGAAUGGACACAGCACCCCUGAGAAGAUCCCUGGAAGCAAUAAUGGGAGUUCGUCGUCUGUGACAGUUGUUCCUAAUGGAUUAGGCAGAGACCACAGUCAACCAAACAAACAGAUACACAGUCCUGCCUCAUCCCAGCCCGGUUCUUUUCAGAACGUUCUUCCUGCUGCUACUGAGAGCCACUGCUUCCCGAUUUCUGACAUAAGGGCUAAAACAGUCUCUGAACCCCUGCCUCACCAUGCACCAUCGUCUGCUGUUGGCUCUCCAGCUUUAGCUACUACAAAGACCCAUUCUGCUGCAUCCAAUGAAGUGGCAUCGCCUGGACAUCAUGGCAGUUUUGCUCCCUUAUCCUCGCAGCCAGAUUGCUCUCAAAGUAUCAAUGGGAUGUCUGGUGCUCCAGCGACGGUUAGCAAGAGUGACGAUGAGGCCAAGGAAUCCCUGCUGACCAAAUGUUUAUCAGCAGGGACUGAAGAGGAAACAGCAAAUAAGGAGCAGUGCCAGUCCAAGCCUAUUUCCAAAGGCAAUGAAAGGCAAUCUUCCCGAGACAGGGAGAGGGACAGACUGAACUCUGAUUACAGCAGAAACAGAGAGAGCCACUACAGGGACAGGAGUAAGGUGCGAGAGGGUGAUGGCGAUCGUCAUUGGUACAGAAGAGAUUACCGAGAUCACCAUCACUCAUACAAGGAACGUAACUACCGGGAGUGGGAGCCUGAGCGGCGCUGGCAGCGAACUGUUCACCACUCUAGGGAUCGUGACCGUUCUUCACGACGGUCUUACAAUUAUAGCCACUACCACCAACGCUCCGAUGUGGACUAUGAGCGGAGGGGAUACAACUACUCUCAUCAUGAGGAGCCUCAAAGCCAUUGGAGGUGGCAGCAGGACAGUCGAGAAUCACGGGGGAUGAAGGACAAGAGGUACACUUGGGAUAGGGACUAUUACUACUCAAAAGAGAGGAGUUCUUCCCCGGAAAAAUCCAAGUCUAAGGGAUCUCCCCCACAGGCUUCCCUAUCCAGUUAUGACAUGGCUCCGAAAAGGGAAGAUCAGAGGACUGCUGAUAGUCUGAGAAACGAGAGAGAUUACAGCUCUGAAGAACACUGCUCCAAAAAACACAAGAAAAGCAAGAAAAAGAAGUCCAAAGAUAAAGAGAGGCACCACAAAAGUGGAAGCUCGGAUGUAGAUUCAGACACAGCCUUUGAAACAAGGAAGAAGAAAAAGAAGAAGAGGAGGCACCGGGACAGCGACUCUCAGCAAGAAAUCUCGGAUGCUGCACGGAGCCACAAGAACAGAAGCAGUGACGAGAGGGAGAGUCGUAAACGGCGUUACUCUGACAUCAGAGACUCUAAACAUGCUAAUGGCUUUUCACCGGAAAAACGUCACUGCUCAGACUAUGCCGACGCCAGCAGGGAGCAUCUAGCCCCCUCACGUCACACCCCACCAUCAAAUGGUUCAGCUCACCCCCAUCUCAAUGGACACACAGGAAAUGGAUACAGUCGAACUAACUCUCAUGGCCUGAAACACUGAGUCUACCUUCCAGACCCACCUACAUCUUUUUGACAACAGCAGAGGAAUGAUAUGAUAGAUGACUUCAAGUGGUGCUUUCUUCAAAAGUGUUUCAAACAUGUUUUUUUUUUCUUUUUUUAAAUUAGUGAUUUAUUUUUAACAAAUCUCAUAACAAUGGUUAAGAAAAACUGUUACUCGUUGAACAGUUAUGAAAAAUAUUAAUAUAUACUUCUUUGAAUACAAACAAAGCCUGGAGCUGAAACAUUUCAACUGCUGCUCAGUGGAACUCAGGACUUGAAAACGUGUGAACAUCAGUCAGCCGGUUAUCCAUUUGCUUCAAACGCAAUGAAACAAAAGGGAGAAAAUGUUGCCUGAUGAGAAGGAUUGAAAGGCAUUGUGUCGAUUGAAAGUUUAAGAUGUCACCAUAUCUACAGAGCUGCAGUGUUUGUGUGUGUUUUUGUUUUGUUUUGUUGGUCUUUGAUCCCACUAGGUGCGGUCAAACUGACAGGAGAGAUAUUUAUGAAUGAGGCAGAUGACUACAGUUGUGGGAACAAGGCUUCACUGACUGAUACCUCCAUGUUAACCCUGGACAGACUUGACAACAUUUCUCCCCUUUUUUACUGUUUUGUUUUUUUUCCCUA
Messenger RNA from Cololabis saira (Pacific saury), 4369 nucleotides. RefSeq names its product ubiquitin specific peptidase 42 (gene usp42). The coding region runs from base 156 to 3749 and encodes 1197 amino acids. Gene Ontology annotation, cellular component: cytosol; nucleus. Gene Ontology annotation, molecular function: cysteine-type deubiquitinase activity; cysteine-type endopeptidase activity. The transcript is spliced from 18 exons. The record is from RefSeq and is a predicted model, not a curated record. Lineage: Eukaryota; Metazoa; Chordata; Actinopteri; Beloniformes; Belonidae. Gene Ontology annotation, biological process: regulation of apoptotic process; protein deubiquitination.